UCACCAGCAUCCUCUGCUCUCACCAUUCUCUGCCAACUCUGCUCGACUCCGUCGCCGUGCGCUCGACGUCUCAGAGCUCCAAUGCAACCGUGCAUACACCCAAUCUUCUCCGCAUCACUUAUAGAUUUUAUAUGCAUCUAUGUGCCUUUGAGUGGGAUACGAUCCAAGCAACAGGAGCCUCUCUUCGUCCUCACACCAGCUUCCGGCUCCAGCUCGGCCGCCUUCUAACCGACGGCACCUACGAUGCCUGCGAGGCUGCAACGUCUCCUCGUCCUCGUCCCUUCUGGCCUGCUCGUACACCCAUAUAAUAGUGUUUGGUAGAUGUUACCGAGACGGGGAUGAAUGAAUUUCAGCUCAGUCCAAAUUCUUUUCUAUUUUUUCUGCUCGGAUCGCUUGCUUCUUCCCCGCCUCUCUUCUUCCUCCUCCAUAUAAGAAGCUCCCGCCGUGCUCGCCCGCCACCGCCAGCCCGUGCAGUCAGUUACCGGGUCAGUGCCGUCAUCAGUAGCAGUAGGUGGUGAGUCCAUCACCCGCUCGCCCAUCCAUCUGCUUUCGACCUCCCCUGCUCUUGACCGGCCAACCAUCGAUCGCGGCGCGGCCAAGCGAUCCCCGCCAUAAAGGCGAGCGCGAGCGAGGGAGAGCAAGUCCACUGUUGCAUUGCUGGCUGCUCUGGCUUUCUGAGGAAGAAGAAGAAGAAGAAGAGUGGUUGCGGUGCCGGUUUCGGUUGCGACAUGAGGAGGCCAGCGGGGAUGGCGCGCGGUGGCGCGGCGGUGACGGCGGCGGGGAGGGCGACGAGGGUGAUGCGGGCCGCGGUGUCGGCGUUCUUCGGCGGGUACCACUGCUUCACCUCCGUGGCGGCGCUGCUGGCGCUGCCGUUCUCGGCGGCGGUGCUGGCGUCCGAGGCGGCGGCGCCGUCGUCGGCGACGCUGCGGGGGACGGCGGCGCGGCUCCGCUCCGUAUUCGCCGCCGCGGGGUUCCCGCCGUCGCCCUUCUUCGCGCUGCUCGAGGCCAAGCUCUCGCAGACCGUCUUCACGUUCGCGGCCACGCUGCCGUUCGCGCUCACGUUCCUGCUGCUCGCCAAGGCCUGCGUCGCCGCCAUGCUCCGGGACCGGGACGACGGCGGCGUCGCGCCGCCCCGGCGGCAGCAACGAAAGCUCGCCUCCGCGCUCCCGCCGUGCGGCGCCGUCGUCCGCGCGUACCCGGCCGUCGCCGCCACGCACCUCCUCAACGCCUUCCUCAUGCUCUCCGCCAACGCCGCCGUGUUCUCGCUGCUCCUCCUCGCCUUCGGCGCCGCCGACCUGCUCGGCCUCACCUCCCACUUCUGGACGCUCGCGCUCUCCGCCGCGGGCGCCAUCGUCUACUCCCUCGCCAUCGGCGUCGCCACCGUGGUCUGCAACCUCGCCGUCAUCGUGGCCGCGACGGAGCCCGGGUGCGCGGGGCACGCCGCCGUGCUCAGGGCGUGCGUGGCGAUCAGGGGCCGGGUGUCGACGGCGCUGGCGCUGGCGCUACCGACCAACCUCGGGAUGGCGGCGGCCGAGGCGCUGUUCGGGCUCCGCGUUGUCGCGCAGCGCCGGAGCGCCGGGAGGCUCGCGCCGGGGGUCGCCGGCGAGGCAUUCUCCAUCGCCUACAUCCACGCGAUCUGCGUCGUGCUCGAGAUCAUCGUCAGCUGCAUGUUCUACCGGAGCUGCAAGAGGAGUGAAGCUGACGAGCUCAGAGAGCUCGAGCCAGAGGAGAAGGGUGAUCUCCAGGCUUGAGCAUCGGAGCUCUCACCUUCAGCUUCAGUCUGGUGUACAAGGAAAAGAAAAAAAAACACACAAAUAGCAGCAUAGUUUGUCUUUCUGAGAAGCAACAGGAUCAGAUAAGGUAGAUUUCUGCAAAUGUUUUUUUACGGCAAGCAAAUGAUAAAUUGAGGUGAAAUAAAUAAUUAUCUUGUACAGAAGGAGAUACUCUUUUCAUCAACUGAAAUAAGAAAUCAUGGAAUUUUGCAUUGUUUGGUGCUGUAA
Messenger RNA from Setaria italica (foxtail millet), 2000 nucleotides. RefSeq lists its product as uncharacterized. Bases 729 to 1751 code for a protein of 340 amino acids. The record is from RefSeq and is a predicted model, not a curated record. The transcript has a single exon. NCBI's taxonomy places the organism in Eukaryota, Viridiplantae, Streptophyta, Magnoliopsida, Poales, Poaceae.